Messenger RNA from Brugia malayi, 1698 nucleotides. RefSeq lists its product as uncharacterized. The transcript is spliced from 4 exons. The record is from RefSeq and is a predicted model, not a curated record. Lineage: Eukaryota; Metazoa; Nematoda; Chromadorea; Rhabditida; Onchocercidae. Bases 1 to 1698 code for a protein of 565 amino acids.
AUGUCAGUUAAAAAAGUUAUCCAUGGCCAUGUAUUCAUUGAUAUGAAGACAAGAAUUACCAGUUAUGGCCCACAUAAUGGUAUCAUUGUUCAUUGUGGCAUUCAACAAGAGCCUAGUACGUUUUGGCCAUAUGUUCUCAGUAAUGCAUCAAAUUCUUUAUGCACUCAACAAUUGAAUAUAGCGCCAACAUCUGCUACAAUUCAUUGGCCAACUGUUAAGGAAAGCGAUGAUAAUCAACAAGACAAAGCUACCUCAUCUCUAUCAAAUCAGCAUUAUCAGUUAACUGAUAAGGAUAGAAUUUCAGCCAAUAAUUUCAAUGACUCUAAAAAAGUGCGUUUAAAUGUUUUCGAAACAAAACAAACCGUUUUCGAAACGAAUCCAAUGAAAAUUAAACUUAAAUCGCUCAAUAUGACAUCAAACAAUUGCAAAUCAAAUUUGAAUAAUGCAAGUGCUAAAAUUUCUAAUGGCAAUAUUUCAAGUACGAAGGAUGCACCUUUAACAAAUGCGCAAAAUGUUAAUUGUCAUCAUAAUGAAGAAAGAGCUAUGAAGAAAAAUGAUUUAAAUGAAAAUAUAAGGCCAGAAUCUAUGAUAUAUUCUGAAAGAAAUGGUCAAAAUACUUCAUCAAUUAUUCCAAUGGAAUAUUCCACUAAAAGAAAAUUUAUCAAUUGCAAAUAUUACAAUGAAUUCAAUGAUGAAAUUAUGAAGUACGAUUAUAAUCAAAUUAAAAAAGAGUUUGUGACAGAUUCGUCUUUGAUCAAAAUUCCUGUGACAAUAAAUCCUUCAAAAAUUGCUAAUGAAUUUACGAAUGAUUUUAAAUUAGAUUGGCAGCAAAGCAAUGAUCGUAGGUUCUCGAAAAAUUUACCUUACUCAUUUGCAUCUUCUUUGAAUCAAAAACGACAAUCGUACAGAAAUAUACCGGAUUUAUUUCAAAAGCAACCGAAUCACAAAAAUGUACCGGAGCAACUUUAUCAUUUAUAUGAAACACAAGAUGCCUUUGGAAAUCCAUUGAAACAAUUUGAAAUGGAAGUUGAAAUAAGCGAACAGCCAUUGUUGAACAUUUCAAAGAAACAUCUCAGUACUAACUAUGAUCAAUAUAAUAGAAAUUUAAAUGAUGAUAUUGGUCUAUCUCUAAUUUCUGACAAUUUUAAAUCGAAAUCGAAAUUGAAAUUGAAAGAUGGUCAUUAUACGGAAUCACAACCGGAAUAUCUUCAACCUUCCAGUAACAAUAUAUUCAAUGAUACUGAACUCUUGCGACAUCAUUGCGAUUCGCUAUCUGUUCGAUCAGAAAUUCCAACACAAUUGAAAGUACAAGAAAGUACUGUUCGUACAGAAUUAAACGAAAAUAAAAUUUCAGUUAAUGAAGGCAAAAAUAUUUCUGAAAAGACUGCAUCAAAACUCUCAGAAGUUUUGUCGACAAUGAAUUGUCAACGAUUGGAAAUGACAGCUAAAGAAAGAUCACGCGAUAAUAAUCGAGAAUUGAUGAUAGAAGAAGGAAAGAACUUCGAGAAUAUCUUCGGGAAAUUGAAAGCAGACAAUAAUGGAGGAGUAAACAAUGCUGGGAUAACUUCAAUUAAACCAAUUUUACAUACAUCAUCUCGAAAAAGUAGCAUAAGAAAAAAAGUUCAAUUUCCGGUUGAAUGGCCACAAGUAAUUGCAUUGGAGCAUCGUCUCCUAAUUGAUGAUCUUCAUUUGGUAUAA